AACCAGUGUAAGAGUAUCCUGACCGUAAAUCGAGACUCUAUCCUGAUUUUUUCUACCCUUGGUUAGGUUCUAUUCCUAUACCCCAGAAAACCAUCUCCAAAAUCCAAAGUGAACCCUAAACUUAGAACCCUUUGUUCCAACUUUUGAAAGAGAAUGAGACAAAGAGCAGAGAUUUCUCUUGCAUGUGUUGAGAGGUUGGUAAUUUAUCAAGUGGGAUAGACCCCACAACAGAGAAUUCCCUCCAACCAACCAAAUCCACUCAUACAACCCUCUUAAUUCCUUCAUUCAAUCACUAUUACCAUUACUUCAACACUCUUAAUUCCUUCGCUCAAUCACAAUUGCCAUUACUUCACUUUAAAUUCAUUCACUGACUUUUCUCAUUUUUUUAGUUUUUUCUCUUGGUUUCUUUUGUUUUCAGAUGCCAGGAACAAUUCAAGUUUCAGUGUUCGAUUUAUUGGAUUUUCCAUCUUCCUCUUCUUGGACGAUAUCAAUUAAAGUGUCAAUUGGGAAGAGAGAGUUCCGGACAUGGGAUAAAGGAGAAUUUUCGUUCCCAUUAAUGACUCUCCGUGAUAACAUUAUCGUAACAAUCCAUGAUGCUGAGGGCAAAGAACUGUCCCGAACAGGUGUGGCGAGCAUGUCGGUAGUUGAGAAAGGAAUUGUGGAUGAUUUUUUCGUCCUUGAUGGAGGUGGGAGACUGCACAUGAAGUUGCAGUUCAUUCUCAAUAGUGCAGAGCGCAAGAGAAUCCAAGAACUGAGAGAAAUUGCGAUGAAGAAAAAACAAGAGGAGAUUCUCAUUGAUAGGGCCAGACAUUCAGAAGCUGCUGCAUUGGCUAGCUUUCGUAGUAACGCUGGGUCGUCAUCUAUGUCUCUCAACCACGAGGUCACAGAUUCAUCAGAAAGGCUUGUGCAAAAAGAAGCUGAGAGCAGUGGUGCAGAAUUUCCCAGAAAUGCUGAUAAUCGGAGCAAAGACAUGUCUGAUUCAUUAAAUGAAGAUGGAGUUCUGGCUGCUCAAUUAGCGCAUCCAGAUCCCAAAUCUGCUUUUAUCCUAAAGAAUCCAUUGCAGACUCCUAGUAGUCACAGGAAGGAUUCAAUACCGGGCAUAGCAGAUAGCCAGGAAAUUAUCCUCGAUCGGUCAGAGGAACCAAUUCUAAGUGAUGUAGAUGGAGGGGAUGAUUUGUCAACAGUUCUGGUGACAGAAGAGCCUCAAAUCCAUCAUGCUAAAGCCGAAAAGCAAGAUAUUGACAAGAUGAAGAUUCAGGUACCUCCUGUUGAAGUUCCUACAAGUUCUGGUGAAGGAACUUUAUCAACAGUUCUGUUGUCAGAAAAGCUUCAUAUCCCUCAGAAAGUCAUCGACAAGAUUGAGACUCCGCUAACUUCGGUAAAUAUUCCUACAAAUUCCGGUGAAGGAAUUACUUUAUCUACGGUUGUAGUGUCAGAAGAGCUUCAAAUCCCUGACGGGAAAUCCGAUGAGAAAGUUAUUGAUGAGAAUGAGACUUCGAUGCCUCCUGUUGCUAUUCCAACUAGUACCAGUUUAUCGAAAACAUCUUUAGGUCCUGAUGUAAAAGAAGUACCAGAGAAUCGUAUUGUAAAGAUUACUGGUACUGAAUUAACUUCGUCAGAUACUCUUAUGAGAGCCAUUUCUUCAUUGGAAGCUUCAGACACAAUUGGAGUAGAUCGAGACUUAAACGAGAGCAAGUCUACGUUACCUCCUGCUGAUAUUCCAGUGAGGCCAAUUUCAUCACUUGAGGAGUUAGAUUCCCGUUCAUCAGAGGAUUCAGUUUCAAGCAAAUUCGAAGAAGAUCAAAUCCUGAAUGAGAACAAGACUCCAGGAUCUCCCACUGAUAUCCCACUUAAGCGCAUUUCCUCACUUGUGGAGUUAAAUUCUCAUCCGGGUAACUAUUCUAUUUCAACCAAAUCUGAGGUAGAGCGAAGUUUGAACACCAACGAGACUCUGAUACCCCCCACCGAUAUCCCAGCGAACCUCACUUCAUCACUUAAGGAUCCUGACAACCAUUCAGAUUCAAGCAAAUUUGGAGAAGUACAGAUGCUGAACAAGAGCAAGAUGCUGGUACAUGGAAAUUUUGGGGCCCAUUCACGUUCUAGCAAAUUGGAAGAAGACCGUGUUGUUAUUCCUGAGAAGCCUAGUGUAGUGAAAAGAACUCCAAGUAACGUAAGGAAGAUGAUAAGUGCUUUCGAAACUAGUCAAGCUAAGGUGAUUCGUGCUGAUCCACCGAUUAUCAGAACCCAGCCAAUGAAGAGUAAAUUUAACAUUUCUCCAGCAGAACCAACAGUGAAGGAAGUUAUGAAAGAUCUGAAUUACAUUAGAGAAACAAAAGAUGGAGGUUUGCAGCAAAAUGGAAAAGAAGGUAGACAUGCAUAUGAAACAUCACAGGAAGAGUCAAAGACAUACAACACACAAAUAGCUGCAGAAAUGGGGUCAAGGUUUUCGGCGGCAGUGAAGACUCAGGAGAGGAAUUUGCAAGAAAGUGCAAGUGAGAUCAGACAACAAAUUCCAGUUAGUUUGGAUCAGGAUGGAAGAGAUAAGUUAUGUGAACAAGACCCGUCUCAGGAACAGCUAAUAGAGGCAACUACUUCUCCAAGUCAAAUGCCUGCUGCUACCAAGCUUCUCGAGACGGAUCAACAUCCUAAUAUCGCGUACCAACUGAGAAUGUGUGCACAGCAUAUAGAGAAGCCGAUAUUAGUUGAAUCUGGAUGUGGCAAAACACAACUGCCAGAAGAUUAUAGGGCUAAAAAGUAUCCGGUUAGUAAUUCAGGAAGUUGCAUACUCACAGAUGAAUCGAGGCCUGUAUGUAUUACAACUGGAAGUAAGCAAUUAAUGAAUCUUUUGGGAGGUAGUAGUAACUUCUCAGAAAUUGAUCGGGGGGAGAAUAAUUCAUACCAAACAGACAUCACAAAUGAGCAAAAUUUGCACAACAUUUGUGGUGAGGUGCAGAAAAUCGGGAAACCUCCUGAUGAUACGAGAAAAUCCAACCUUGAAGGGCCACAAAAUGUUAUCGAAGGACUCAUUGGACAGGCAGGAAAGGUUGCAGCCAUAGUUGCAUUUGGGGCCCUUGUUAUUUUUGCUAGAGAAAGAUAAACUACGUCGGCUGGUGGAUAUCCGAUUACAUAUCGUUUUCAGCUGCACGUUGAUCACAAUCAUUUGUCCUUACGGAAUUCACAGCCAAUGUCUUCCGAAUAUGCGUCUUUCUUAAUCUUUUUGUAUAGAUUUAGACGAAAAAUGCAAUAAUAAGAAAUUUUCCUGUCUAGAUGAAAAAUGCACACAUGUAAGCUUAAAAUGGAGCAAUUUCUGGUUCUAGUACACAGCUAUUAGGUCGUCCAUUCAUUCAAGAUCUGGUGCAUGGUCCACAAAGAUGCACACAUUAUAUUUUGUCACUUAACUCUAUCUUCUUGUACCCAUAUCCGUCUUUGGUUAGGUCAAUGUCAAGAAAUUAGAGUCUAUUCAAUGAAUGUAGUAGUAUUAUCUUUCUUUAUACACCACACUGUACUACUUUAAGGGAGUA
Papaver somniferum (opium poppy) is the source of this 3521-nucleotide messenger RNA. RefSeq lists its product as uncharacterized. The transcript has 13 exons. Bases 419 to 3097 code for a protein of 892 amino acids. The record is from RefSeq and is a predicted model, not a curated record. NCBI's taxonomy places the organism in Eukaryota, Viridiplantae, Streptophyta, Magnoliopsida, Ranunculales, Papaveraceae.